CCUUUUCCUGUCGAGGUCGUGAACGGCACGUAUGUUUACCGGGGUAUAUAGAAAUGGCGCGAUACAUCGAAGAAGUUUAUUAUGAAACUGCAAUUAAAUUGACACGCGAGGCCGCCCAGAUUCUCCGGGAUUCCAUCGACGGUCUCAAGACCUUCGACGAGAAAUUGGGUAACUGGGAUCUCGUUACAGAGUACGACCGUAAGAUAGAGAACGUUAUUAUCGGCAAACUGAAAAACGCAUUCCCGAGUCACAAAUUCAUCGCCGAGGAAUCGACCGGUGGGGAACUACCGGAAUUGACCGACAAUCCCACGUGGAUCAUCGAUCCCAUCGACGGCACCACGAACUUCAUUCACGGAUUCCCGCACACAUGUGUGGUGGUCGGUUUAGCCAUCAAGAAAGAAAUGGUCCUUGGUAUCGUGUACAAUCCCAUAUUGGAGCAGCUGUUCACGGCUAGGAAAGGUCGAGGCGCGUUUCUGAAUGGCAAGUCAAUUCGAGUGUCCAAAAUCGAAGACUUGUCGAAAGCUUUGGUCUGCAUGGAAUGCGGCUUCAUCAAGAUAGACGAUAUGCGGGAAAAGAUGGUGGAGAGAGUUCGAGCGAUCGUUAUGGCAGCUCAAGGCAUUCGCACUCUCGGUGUGGCGGCAUUAACGCUGUGUUACGUCGCGCUCGGAAUCGUGGAGGCUUACUACAUCGAAGGCCCCGGCAUUUCGACAUGGGACAUAGCCGCGGCGUCCUUGAUUAUCUCCGAAGCGGGAGGUGUAGUCGUCGAUCGCGUAACAGGCGAACCGAUCGACAUCAUGAAGCCGCGAGCGGUGGCCGCGUGCAACGAGAAGAUCGCUCGCGAUGUCGUCAGGAUUAUUCGCGACGCUGAUCUGCGGGUGAACACCAGAGCGAAGCAAUAACGUUCGAACAUUCAAAUAAAUACACACAUUUAACUUCGAGGAGUUGCGUCGUCCACGAUAGGCCGUCGGUAAACUUCAAGUCACUAUGAAUCAAGUGGAAGAUUCAGAAAGAUUCCUCUUCCUCUCAAGCAACAUCGUCACUGUUCUACGGUUACACAAUCUAUCAGAGACACGUUUAUGUUCAUUCAAUAAUGGCUCGAAGUUGAGUUUAGUGUAUUUUGUAAACCAUUAAAAAUAAAUAAGUACCGU
This is a messenger RNA of Dinoponera quadriceps, 1148 nucleotides long. RefSeq names its product inositol monophosphatase 2-like. The transcript has 6 exons. Lineage: Eukaryota; Metazoa; Arthropoda; Insecta; Hymenoptera; Formicidae. The coding region runs from base 54 to 899 and encodes 281 amino acids. Gene Ontology annotation, molecular function: inositol monophosphate 1-phosphatase activity. Gene Ontology annotation, biological process: phosphatidylinositol phosphate biosynthetic process; inositol metabolic process; signal transduction. The record is from RefSeq and is a predicted model, not a curated record.